Pezoporus occidentalis (night parrot) is the source of this 8158-nucleotide messenger RNA. It is a transcript of the gene CEP290, whose product is annotated as centrosomal protein 290. Gene Ontology annotation, cellular component: centriolar satellite; ciliary transition zone. Lineage: Eukaryota; Metazoa; Chordata; Aves; Psittaciformes; Psittacidae. The record is from RefSeq and is a predicted model, not a curated record. Gene Ontology annotation, biological process: ciliary transition zone assembly; non-motile cilium assembly; kidney development. The transcript is spliced from 54 exons.
CCCCCUGCCUCUCCUGGUUGCCUCCUGCGUGGCUGUGCAGCUCCUCGGAGCUCGGAGUGCCCGGCUUGCCCUUGUGCCGCGGCAUCGUUGGCUGCCUCUCUGCGCUUACAGCUAUCCGGGGAGUGGAGCCGGCGGGAGAGCUUGAUGGCGUCGCCUAGCAGCAGCCUCCGCCGCCACUACCGUCCUCGGGGAACGAAACUGCACUGACUUUCAGAUAUAUAAGAAGUCACCGUGUCCCACAGCAGCUGGAAAAAAUUAUAAAUUCAAUAUGGCACAGAUUUUAGAUUGGAAGAAGCUUAUGAAAGUGGAUCCAGAUGCUCUGCCUCGUCAAGAGGAACUAGCAGACAGAUUGCUGGAGACUGUGUUAAAGGUUGAUGAGAAAGAUCUAAAAACUGAAACCCUGGGAAAACUGAUACACCUUUUUAAAAUUACUCAGUCAUUAUUGAAGAUGAAAACUCAAGAGGUAGAGCUGGCACUAGAAGAAGUUGAAAAAGCUGGGGAAGAGCAAGCCAAAUGUGAAAAUCAACUUAAAACAAAGGUGAUGAAACUUCAAAAUGAAUUACAGAUGGCACAAAAAUCUGCUGGUGGUCGUGAUACUCGUUUUUUGCGUGAUGAGAUCUGCCAACUGGAAAAACAAUUAGAACAAAAAGAGAGACAGUUAAUAGAUAUAGAAAAAGACCUGGAAAAAGAGAAGAAAGUGAAUGAACAGCUUGCUCUUCAAAAUGAAGAUGCUGAAAAAGAAAACAUCAAAUUAAGGAGAGAGAAUGAAGAGCUGUGUCAGGAUAUAGUUGAGUAUCAGAGGCAAAUAGAUUCUCAGAAAGAAGCAAUUCUAUUACGAAGAGGAGAGGAUUCUGAUUACAGAUCACAGUUGUCCAAAAAGAACUUUGAGCUUGUCCAGUAUUUGGAUGAAAUUCAGAAUUUGACUGAAGCUAAUGAGAAGUUAGACAUUCAAAACCAAGAAAUGAGGAAGAAUCUUGAGGAAUCAGUACAAGAAAUGGAAAAGAUGACUGAUGAAUAUAACAAAAUGAAACUAAUUGUGCAACAAUCUGAUACUGUUAUGGAUCAUUUAAGAAAAGAGAAAGAACAGUACAAAUUUCAAGUUCAGGAGCUUUCAGACCAGCUGAAAGCAAAGAAUGAAGAAGACUAUCCACUUAUGGCAGCUGUAAAUGCAAAAGUUGAAGAAUGGAAGAAUAUCUUAGCUUCAAAAGAUGAUGAACUCCUAGAGUAUCAGCAAAUGUUAUUUAAGUUGAAAGAGAAAUUGAAAAUGGCCCAACUUGAUGUAGACAGAAACAGUAUAAUGGCCCUUCAACAGGGUGUGCAAGAGAGGGAUGUGCAGAUACUAUUGCUUACUGAGCAAGUUGAACAGUAUACCAAAGAAAUGGAACAAAAUACACUGCUAAUUGAGGAAUUAAGAAAUGAUCUCCAAAAAGAUAAAGGGCACUCAUCUCUUGCUCAGCAGAAACGCAUUGGGGAAAUGCAAGAAAAGCUGAAAAUGCUAGAGGAGAGAACUAAGGAGGCUGAGAAAGCAGCAGAAUUAGCAGAAGCAGAUGUUAGAGAAAAGGACAAAGAACUUGUUGAAACUCUGAAACGAAUGAGAGACUAUGAACUGGGAAUAUAUGGUUUGGAAGAGGCUGUUGCUGAAAUAAAUGAUUUAAAAAAGCAAAUCAGAAUAAGAGAUCAUGAGAUCGAAACAUUAAUUAAGGAAGGCAAUAAACUUGAACUUAAAAUAAAUGAUUUUCUUGAUGAAAAUGAAGAACUCAGAGAGCGCUUAGGUCUUGAGCCAAAGACAAUGAUUGAUUUAAGUGAAUUCAGAAACAGCAAAGCACUGAAGCAGCAGCAAUAUAGAGCUGAAAACCACAUUCUUUUGCAAGAGAUUGAAAGACUAGAAGAAGAAAGAAUUGAACUGAAAAAACAGAUUCGUAAGUUGGCUCAGGAGAAAGGAAGAAGAAUUGCAACAACAGGAUUGGAUGCUGGUAAUGUGCAGAUAACAGAUAGCUUUACUGAAGAGAAGGGAAUGAAUAAGAGGAAGUUGGAUCUCUUGAACAGACAGGAUAUUACUGAAGCAAAAGCAAAGAAUGAGUAUCUUGCAAAUGAAUUAAGUAUGAGAGAGCGAGAUUUGGAGAGGAACAGGACCAAAAUAGCCAAAUUUCAAUGUAAAUUAAAAGAAUUAUCAGAAGAGAAUAAACAACUUGAACAAGGAAUGAAAGAAAUAUUGCAAGCUGUCAAGGAAAUGCAGAAGGAUUCUAAUGUGAAGGGAGGAGAAACAGCCUUAAUAAUCCCUAGUCUGGAUCGUUUAGUUAACGCAAUGGAGUCAAAGAAUUCAGAAGGAAUCUUUGAUAUUAGUGUGCACUUGAAAGCUCAGGUUGAUCAGCUUUCAGGACGAAAUGAAGAAUUAAGACGGGAACUGAGACAGACUCACAAAGAGGCAAUAAAUUUCUCUAAUCAGCUGGCAAAUGCAAAUGAAAAGAUUGCACAAUUGAAAAAUGAAAUUUCCUUAUUACAGCAGUCAGAAGGUGCCAAUAUUGUCUUCCAAACAGUGAAUCUUCCAGAAGGAAUGGUUCCUUCAAGUGUUAAUAUGAUUAACUCUCUGAAUGAAUAUUUAAUACAUCUUGUACAGGAACUGGAAAAUAAAGAACAGUUACUUAAACAAUUAGAAGACGCAGUAGAAGACUACAAGCGAAAAUUUGCAGUAAUUCGUCAUCAACAAGGCUUGCUGUAUAAAGAAUAUCAAAGUCAAAAGGAAAGCUGGCAGAAAGAGUCUGAAGAUAUGAAAGAGAAAAUGAAAAAGCUAGAAGAGCAAAAAGAACAGGAUGCUACAAAAAUAAAGGCAUAUUCUAAUCUACUCAGUGCACUUCAGCUGGAUCCUGAUGAAACAAAGAAAGUACUUGCAGAGAACAGUAGAAAAAUAACUGUUUUACGAGUUAAUGAGAGGUCAUUAACAAGGCAGUAUACCACUUUACUUGAAACAGAACGGCAUCUUAGAAAAGAAAAUGAGAAACUAAAGGGUGAAAUAACACAUAUAGAGACUGCAGUUACAGAGAAGAUUGGAAACUUGCAACGAUUCAAGGAAAUGGCUAGCUUUAAGAUUGCAGCUCUGCAAAAAGUGUUGGAUGGUAGUGUGCCAUUGUCUGAGCUAGAGCUGGCUAAUAAGCAGUAUAAUGCAUUAACUGCUAAAUACAGAGAUAUGUUACAAAAAGAUAAUGUGCUCGUCCAGCAGACAAUGAACAUGGAACAUGUGGAGUGUGAGAAUAUAUCCUUGAAAGCACAGAUAAAUUUAUUGAAUAAGGAAUUGGAGAUCACGAAAGAGAAACUUCACACUGUAGAACAGGCUUGGGAACAGAUGACUAAACUGGGGGAUGACAAUACCAUGGAUAAGGCCACAAAGGCAGUAACCAACAGUGAGAUUUUGUCCAUUUCUAAGAAAAUCACCAUGUUGGAAAUGAAGGAACUAAAUGAAAGACAGAGAGCAGAACAUUCACAACGAAUGUAUGAACAGUUAAGGAAUACUGUAAAGCAAAUAGAAGAACGUAAUUUUGAAUUAGAAACAAAAUUUGCUGAGCUUACCAAAAUCAACCUGGAGGCACAGAAAGUGGAACAGGAAUUAAGAGAUGAAUUGUCAAAGAGUGUAAGUAAGGCAGUAAGUGAUGCAGAUAGACGACAAAUCAUGGACCUAGAAAAGCGUGAGAUGGAACUCAAGACUGAGGUAUCAAAGUUAAGAGAACUGUCUGAUGUGGCAACAAUGCAAGUUGAAGCUCUGGAGGCACGCCAGCAAUACAGAGAUAAAGAAGUGGAAUGCCUUAGGAUGCAAAUUUUAGAUUAUCAGGCACAGUCAGAUGAAAAAACAGUUAUCGCAAAACUACAUCAACAGAUCAUAUACCUUCAAAAUAAUGAAUCUGAUGCUGUAGGCAAAUUGGAGACGCUUAAAUUGAAAUUACAGAAGAUGGAGAUCCAUAAUGUACGUUUAGAGCAGAAGCUUGAUGAGAGGGAGCAAGCCUUAUAUUUUGCUCGACUGGAAGGAAGAAAUAGAACCAAACAUCUACAACAGACAGUUCAGUCUUUGCGUCGACAGUUUAGUGGUGCUCUGCCUUUAGCACAGCAAGAAAAAUUCUCUAAAACGAUGAUUCAGCUACAGAAUGACAAACUGAAGAUCCUGGAGGAAGUUCAGCACGCUCAGGAGGAGCGUCGAAAUGCAGAAAACAGAGCAUUAGAGAUGGAGUUAAAACUGAAAAGUUUAGAAGAAUUAAUAAGUGCCUUGAAGGACACAAGAGGAGCUCAAAAGGUAAUUGAAUGGCAUAUGAAAAUGGAGGAACUCCAUCUGCAGGAACUUAAACUCAAUCGAGAGUUAAUCAGGCAAAAGGAAGAGGUUAAGCAUUUGCAGAAUAUAAUUUCUGAAUAUGAACGUACAAUCAAUAACCUGGAAGAAGAAAUUGUACAGCAAAACAAGUUUCAUGAAGAAAGGCAAAUGGCUUGGGACCAGAGGGAAGUAGAACUCCAGCGCCAAUUAGACCUGUAUGAUCAUCAACAAAAUGAGGCAUGUAAUACAGCUUUAAAGUUAGAAGAGGCUACUGGGUCAGUUCCAGACUCUAGUUUACCCCUUCCACAGCAGCUUGAGUUGGCUUUGAGAAAAAUACAGGAGCAUAUUCGAACAAUCUUGGAAACCAGGGCAACCUGCAAAUCACUGGAGGAGAAAUUAAAAGAAAAGGAAACUGCUCUGUGGAAAGCUGAACAAAAUGUUUUAUCAAGAGACAAAGUUAUAAAUGAACUAAGACUUCGAUUAUCUGCACCAUCAGAAAGAGAGAAAACAGUGGCUGAGUCGGGCAAACAAGAUGAUCCAGAGUACCGUCAUGCCAUAAAAAUUGCUCAUCAAACCAUUGCAAAUAUGCAAGCAAGAUUAAAUCAAAAGGAGGAAGUGUUAAAAAAAUACCAACAUUGGCUUGCUAAAGCAAGAGAGGAACAAGAAGAAAUAGCAAAGAAGCAUGAGGAAGAUCUUGGAGUUCUACACCAGAAGUUAAAUUUGUAUGCUGACAAUUCCCUUAAUAAAUUCAAACAGACUGCUUUGGAUUUAGCAAAAAAGACUUCAUCACUUUCCAACAACAAUCAUUUUCUCCACUUGGCUGAAAUGGAGCAAGCUGUAGCAGAAAAGGAUAAUUUUAUUGCUUUGCUUGUUGGAAAAUUAAAGAAAACAUCAUUUGAUUUGGAGAAACAAAAACAAAUUACUUCAAUGAAUAUCAAAGAGUUUGAGAUUAUGAGAGCCCAGCUUCGUGAAAAACACGCAGCUGAUGUGGAACAACUAAAAGAUGAGGCAAAUGUCUUGAGGAACACGGUAUCUCAGAUGGAGAAGGAAUUUGCAAAUGUAAAAGCUGAACUAGAGGUCCAAAAAGAAGCAAAUAAUAGAGCACCCACAGCAACACUGAAAAAUCUGGUGGAGCAGCUGAAGAGCCAGUUAGCCAUAAAAGAGAAGCAGCAAAAAGCUUUGAGUAAAGCAAUUCUGGAACUCAGAGCAGAAAUGACUGCUAAUGCUGAACAGCAGAUUAUUUCUGCUGCAUCACAAAAAGAGGCAUAUAUGAAUGUCCAGGAGAUUGUUGACAGACAAACAAAGGGGUUUACGACACAGAUAGAAGAAUUAAAUAAUCAGAUUACAAAACUUACAGAUAACCUUAAAACAAGUAAAACCAGGGAAACUUCCUUGUCUGAUGAAAGAGAUGAAUUGAACCAAGAACUUCAGAGGAAAGAAAAAGCAUUUGCUAAAAUGUUGAAAGAAAAAAAUGAAUUGGAAGAAGAAAAUGAAGAACUUAAGAAACGGGUUAAGAGGCUAAGCAGUAACAUUCAGAGCAAAGCUGAUGAGCAAAACCUGAUAGAUGAACUUCAGAAAAAAAUUAAGAAGUUGGAAAAUGAACUUGAGAAGGAGUGUGAAGAAACAGACAAAAAAGGUGUAAGAGAAGACAAGACCUCCAAGGAGGAAAUACUUAAAUGGGAAGAAAAUAAAAAAUGGCAAAUCAGAACGGAAGGAUUGCGGAACAAGCUAAGGGAAAAGGAAAAAGAAGCAGAUGCUUUAGGCAAACAGUUGAAUACAUUGAAGGAAAUUUAUACCAAGACGGAAAAAGAGAAAAUUACUUUACAGAAGAAACUGAAAACUACUGGUGUCACUGUUGACCGUGUUGUUGGAGUAAGAGCCUUAGAGACUGAAAAGGGACUGGAAGAACUAAGAAAACGGAAUCUAGAUUUAGAAAAUGAAGUUGCUCACAUGAGAACACAGCAAGCUAUCCCACGAGAUUCUGUUGUAGAAGAACUACAUUUCAAAAAUCAAUACCUCCAGGAAAAGCUUCAUGCUUUGCAGAAACAAUAUUCAAGACAGGCGUAUUCUAGACCAUCAACACCAGGAAUGGGAUCAGACGAUCAAUACCACAGAGAACAAGAAGUUUUAAAGGAAAAUUUAAGACUGUCGUCUGAAAACAUUGAGCUAAGGUUCCAGCUCGAGCAGGCCAAUAAAGAUUUGCCAAGACUAAAGGUAACAUCUUUUUACCUUUAGUCCCCUUUAAAUGUGAUCAAGAAAGAGAAAGCAGGUUUGGGCAGCAUUAGAGGCGCUGGUAGAAGUGGAAAGACAGUUGCAGAAUUGGAAAAAACAAUUGGUUUGAUGAAAAAGGUUGUAGAGAGAGUCCAAAGAGAAAAUGAGGAUCUGAAAAAAACUCCAGCUGUGGUUUCUAAUGAGAAAUUACUUGGUCUUGAACAGGAAAAUGAGAAGCUAAAGUCUGAAAUGGAAAAGAUGAAACUUCAGGUGGGGGACCAGCUGAGUAAGCGUCAUGACUCUAAAACCAAAGGAAUGGAAAAAGUCAUUACUGAAAACGAGAGGCUGCGUAAAGAACUGAAAAAGGAAGCCGACAAUGGAGAGAAGCUACGAAUAGCAAAGAAUAACUUGGAGGUAUUAAAUGAGAAGUUAACAGGGCAGCUGGAGGAAACCAUUAAGAGGCUAAAUUUGGCUGAGAGCCAAAUUGAUGGAGCUGACAGCAAAACCUGGAAGCCCAUUGUAACAAGGAUGCACGAAACGAAGAUAAAGGAAAUGGAAAUGCAUAUUGCUAAAAAAACCCAAAGCAUUACUGACCUUAAACGGCUGCUGCAGGAAGCAACAGAACGUGAACAGAAUGCUGAUAAAAACUUACAAGAUCUAAAAGAACAAAUUGAGCUUCUCAAACAGUUUCCUGAAGGUACAAGGACAGAGCAAAGCCUUUUCAGGGAGCUUCAGCUUUUAAGAUUAACUAAUAACCGAUUAGAGAAAGACAAAGCAGAACUAGCUCAGCAGGUGGAAGAUUAUAAGCACCACAUGCACACAUGCACAAGUGAAGUUUCUGCAGCUGGACAGAAUGAAAUUUUACAGAAGGAUAAAAGUGACAGGUUAAUGGAAGCAGCUGACCUCCAGACACAGUUGAAAGCCUCUGAGCUGGAGAAACAGCAAUUAAGGGAAGAAACAAAAACGCUGAGAAGAGAACUAGAAAACUAUGGCCCUUCCUUUUUUGAAGAAAUUGAAGAUCUGAAAUAUAACUACAAUGAAGAAGUUAAAAAAAAUAUUAUCUUAGAAGAGAAACUAAAGCAGCUUUCUGAAGAGUUUGGCAUUCAAGGGGAUAGUCCAGGCAAUGUUUCUGUUGAUUAGGCUAGUGUUUAGUGUCCUCAGUAUUAAUACAGUAAAUAAAUUCUGGGGCAAUUUCAUCAUAUUUAUUUUAUCUGUUUUUUAUCUUGGAAUAAUACAAGUCUAUUAAAGUUGCAACAGUUUGGCACAUAGAGCACAGAAUUGGAUUAGUCAACAGAUUAUGGUCAGUAUUUAUAUACACCAGUCAAAAAUGAGUUUUACUUCUCCCAGCCCCUUUGCAAUACUGUAUGUUAAUUCAGAACAGUAAUUUGAGUUAUACACAGGUGUUAAGUGAAGUUGAAACCUUGGACUUACCCUGUUAGUCAAGAAAACUCUUAAAAUGUACCAAGUCUGCCAAGUUCCAGAUCAGUAAAAACGUGCAAUUCAUUCUGCUGUCUCGCGCUAUCAUCCUUAACUGUGGACUCAGGGUCAGUGUGCUGACUACCUGUGCUUACAUCCCUGACUGUUUUUACCUCAAAUUUUAGAAAAUCCAAGAACAAAGAAUUGAAAAUAAAGUUAUAGUAGUAUUUCAACCAA